Molecule: messenger RNA, 2613 nt
Organism: Coregonus sp. 'balchen'
Lineage: Eukaryota; Metazoa; Chordata; Actinopteri; Salmoniformes; Salmonidae
Source: the annotation of a GenBank genome assembly
ACAAAUGUCUCAGCUACUUCAGCAGAGGAACUUACAUUCAUCACAGGUUAGUGGCCUAUUAAAUUUACAGAUUCAUCUGUUUGGUUUCAAUACUACUGACCAAUAUAGAACUGUUGGUUUAUUUUUGUAAUAAGGUGUAGGCUACUUUGCAAGAUGUGCAUAGUCUCCAUCAAAGAGUGGUGAUUGCAGACCAUUGCUCGAAUAAAUUACAUUGCAUUCAACAUAAUUUUACAUUUGAGAUAGCCUACAUAACUGUUUUGCAUAAACAAUGAAUAGGUCCUCAUUAUUACAAACGGCAAUCUCAAAAUGUAAUACAAUUCCAUAAUUACAUUUCCCCUAUGACCCUAGCAAUGAGAAGAGCAAAGCAUGUUACAGAAGCUGUGCUGUGUGAUUCUACUCAUCAUCCAGAGGGACACAGAAAGUAGGUUUUCAAUUGACGUCAUCAAAUGUCAUAUUAUUGCGCUCAUGUUUUUGUGACUUUUUUCUUAUUAAUACUAGGCAGAAAAUAACACCCACCAAACACACAAUCCCACCAUUAAAUUGUAGUCCUGGUCCUUUUAGGGUACAAUAAGGCACACACAUCAGCUCAGUAUGUUUACUAUGUUUUUAACUCAGUAUUUUUACUAUGUUUUUAACUCAGUAUGUUUACUAUGUUUUUAACUCAGUAUGUUUACUAUGUUUUUAACUCAGUAUGUUCACUGUGUUUUUAACUCAGUAUGUUUACUAUGUUUUUAACUCAGUAUGUUUACCAUGUUUUAACUCAGUAUGUUUACUAUGUGUAACUCAGUAUGUUUACUAUGUUUUUAACUCAGUAUGUUUACUAUGUGUUUUAACUCAGUAUGUUUACUAUGUGUUUUAACUCAGUAUGUUUACUAUGUUUUUAACUCAGUAUGUUUACUAUGUUUUUAACUCAGUAUGUUUACUAUGUGUUUAACUCAGUAUGUUUACUAUGUUUUUAACUCAGUAUGUUUACUAUGUUUUUAACUCAGUAUGUUUACUAUGUGUUUAACUCAGUAUGUUUACUAUGUUUUUAACUCAGUAUGUUUACUAUGUUUUUAACUCAGUAUGUUACUAUGUUUUUAACUCAGUAUGUUUACUAUGUUUUUAACUCAGUAUGUUUACUAUGUUUUUAACUCAGUAUGUUUACUAUGUUUUUAACUCAGUAUGUUUACUAUGUUUUUAACUCAGUAUGUUUACUAUGUGUUUAACUCAGUAUGUUUACUAUGUUUUUAACUCAGUAUGUUUACUAUGUUUUUAACUCAGUAUGUUUACUAUGUUUUUACUCAGUGUUACUAUGGUUUUUUAACUCAGUAUGUUUUGAGACAUGCUGAGCAUGCCCAAGUAUCUGGGAAUGUAUUGAAUAUCUUACUCUUGAAUAAGUGUAGGGAUAGAGUCAGGGCUUUUGGCUUAUUAUUCUAAGAACAUAUUCACUAAGUAGUUUCAGACUAGACUGGACCCAGAUCAGUAUGUGCUUUAGCCAUCGCCGAAAUGGGCAUCGGGUCAAAUACUGAGCAAUUGGCACAUUUCUUUUUGCAAUAACCACAAUUCAGCAUCAAUAGGAUAUCAUAGUUCCUAAACACAGCUAAAUACAAAUAAUGGUCUUGUCUGUGUGUUUUGAUAACAUCUCUGUUUAUUAGACUUCAUAAGCAUCUAUUCUACAGGUAUCUUUUGGACUGUGUUUUUGGCUUGUGUUUCUCUUCAGGUACACAGGUGAUUGGAGAAGGUAGGACUGUGGUACAGGGGGAGGGUGUGGACUUAUCCUGCAGACUGAUAGAGACAACCAAGGAGCUCAAACACAUAACAUGGCAGAAAAGUACUUGGGAAGAAAAACAGAAACAUAAUUGUAUGCAUUUUACUGACUUUGAUGCACCACAUGGAUUGACAGGUAGAGUCCAGUUUAUUGGAAACCCAUCAGAAAACCUUGGAUCUAUUCGAAUAACAGCUGUCAGACUGUUGGAUGAAGGCACCUUCACAUGUAUCUUCAGUGUUUUCCCCAGUGGAGCAUACAAUAUAGAGAUACCUCUGACUGUGGUUGGUAAGAACUAUGAGUGUGUAGAAAUACUGUGUGUAUUGUCAAUCUCAUCUACACAUUUAGCCUGGAUUUUUUUUCCCCUCUUAAUGCCGAAGUUGUGACAAGGAGAGCACAUCAAGUCUCAAUACAUAUUUCCCCUAAUGGUCCAGUGCUAAAUAACUUGGGAAUAUAUACAUCACUUUUCCAUAAACAUCCCUCUCCCUUAACGGUAUUAUCACUGGGCUGUGAAUGUAUAGUUCCACAUUUAGAAUUAGUGGCAUGUCUUCUUUUCUCAAUUUGUUGGUUUGUUUUCUGUCUAAGUUCCUCCAGUGGUGAGUGUGACAGUCAAUGUUCCUCUUGUAAUUGAGGAAAAUUAGGUUGUCUUGGCAACCUGUGUGGCUGCUGGUGCCAAGCCACAGGCGGAGAUGAGGUGGAACACGGGUGCAUUCGGCAGUUUGUUGAGGACGGUGACCAACUCCACCCAGCACGUCAACGGAACCACCACAGUACUCAGCCACCUGCUCGGGGUGCCAACCAGAGCAGCCAAUCAGGAGCAGGUCCAGUGUGUGGUCAACCAGUCUGCCCUGGCAACAGAGAAGACC